Molecule: messenger RNA, 360 nt
Organism: Thlaspi arvense
Lineage: Eukaryota; Viridiplantae; Streptophyta; Magnoliopsida; Brassicales; Brassicaceae
Source: the annotation of a GenBank genome assembly
AUGCUUAUAAAAGAAUUCAUAACGUUAGAGCUCGAGCCGUUUGGCAUUGAUGUCAUCGAUGUGGUCCCAGGAGGAGUACGAUCAAACUUAGCGAACUCAGCUGUAGCAGUUUUCAACAAAACGACUGAGCUGAAACUAUACAAGCCUUACGAAGAAGCUAUCAUAGAGAGGGCCUUCUUCUUUCAGAAACAUAAGCCAAAGACACUGUCGCUGCGGCAGAUACUCAACCUUCAUGGCUAUAAUGUACCAUAUGCCCAUCUGGUUCAAGGAUUCUCUCCAGAAGAGGGCUUUAAUGAAAAAGGGAUGAUCAGGGAAAACGUGAACGUUUCUACAACCACAGGAACAAUAUUUCCGCUUUGA